AUGUUUCGUGGACCGCUCGAGGCUUUGUCGCAGUCUGGAAAGGUGCUGGAGGCAAAGACUCUCGUGACGAGCUUCGGCGAAAAGACUUUCUGUAAAGCAGUUCAGCAGCAGGUGAACUUCAUUUCCGAGCAAGAGCGAAAUCAUAAUGCGCCGAGCUCGACCAUGCUGUCCACCACUGUCAUGUACGAACAGCGUGCAGACAAAAAGGAAGAAGGCCUUUAUGAAGGCUGCCACAAUUCACUUCUGAGUAAUCAACAGCCGACGACAAACCUUGGGGGCAUCACGCCGCCCAGCUUCUCCAUCAACUGUGCAUCUGCCGCCCACCAGGGCAAAGAGCGAGACGCGAAGGAUGCGAAGGGCGAGAACGAUCGUGAGAAGACGAAGGAGCCCAGAGAUGAUUUGAGUCCGAAGCCUGCGGUGCAGCAACUGACGUCGCAUGAGAUGCGGAUCGACGCAG
Molecule: messenger RNA, 457 nt
Organism: Symbiodinium necroappetens
Lineage: Eukaryota; Dinophyceae; Suessiales; Symbiodiniaceae
Source: the annotation of a GenBank genome assembly